Ostertagia ostertagi is the source of this 669-nucleotide messenger RNA. NCBI's taxonomy places the organism in Eukaryota, Metazoa, Nematoda, Chromadorea, Rhabditida, Trichostrongylidae. The record is from the annotation of a GenBank genome assembly.
AUGGUAUUUGAUUGGAAUCGAAACAAUCCUCUUCAGUUGGCCCUUGUACGAAUCAUUGAGGACGAAAAAUUCAUCAGGCCAAAUGAUCUGGCGGCGAUCGAUGAGAACUCGUUUAUACUCACAAAUGACGGCUACGCUCAAACGGAGUUGCUCAGUUUUCUGGAGAUACUCACAGUUUAUCCAAGUGGAAGUGUAACCAGUUCCUAUCUGAUAUCGAGAUCGAUUUCUCCAAAUGGUAUUAUCCUCAACAAAGAGCGCACACAUGUCAUCAUUUCCCACGUUAACAUCGAAACCAUCUCCGUGUACAAACUGAACAAUAAUAAUCAUACGCUUUCACAUGUGGUAGAUGUGCCAACGCUGACGUCGGCUGACAAUUUCUGUCUUGACAAAUCAGGAGCCGUUUGGACUGGUGCUCAUCCUGUGUUGAAGGACGCAGUAGGUUUACUGUCUGACUGUGAUAAUGUCGAAGUACACUUAAAAGCUCCGUCGCAGGUGUUGAGAAUCGUGUUCUCGAAGGAUUUCAAAUCAUGGGAAAUCACAGAACCGUUCGCUGACGACGGAAGCUUAAUCUCGGCGUCCUCGAUUGCUGCUCCCUACGGGAAUCAGCUGCUCAUCGGAUCCGUCUGCCGAGAACUUGUUCUUUGUGACAUAUCGCCAGAGACAAUCUAA